Striga asiatica is the source of this 360-nucleotide messenger RNA. Lineage: Eukaryota; Viridiplantae; Streptophyta; Magnoliopsida; Lamiales; Orobanchaceae. The record is from the annotation of a GenBank genome assembly.
AUGUGCCUCCAUCCACCAUCGCCACAAGAGUUCUCCCUCGAUUUGUACGACGACAGAGCCUUUAUUAGGGACGGCCUAGAUCUCCUCGAUCGAGACGUCGACUGUCAAGUUAACGAAAGAGGGUGGUAUUUCCAUAACUGCUUUUGUGGCAAAAUCUCUAAGAGAUCCUCGGGCCCUGACUUUUUUCCUGGCCCAAGUGAUAAUCACUUUUAUUUACGCAUAGAGGUAAAAGAUACCGGCUUAGGAAUUAACCCACAGGAUAUUCCCAAGCUGUUCAUGAAAUUCGUACAGUCUCCAGUACCUUCGCGAAGGAGCUACGGCGGCUUCUCCCUGUUUCAGAUACGACAGGAAAAAAAGUGA